Molecule: messenger RNA, 5769 nt
Organism: Porites lobata
Lineage: Eukaryota; Metazoa; Cnidaria; Anthozoa; Scleractinia; Poritidae
Source: the annotation of a GenBank genome assembly
AUGAAGAUAUUUCCGUUGUAUGUUUUUCCUCUUUGUUCUCUUUCUUUUCUACGUCGUAUUCGACAUAUUCGUUUUUCCUGUUUAGGCGAUAGAAAGGUACGACCGCAUAUUACACUAGCAGUUAAUGAAUGUUUCUCUUUUUUACCUUUUUUAUCCGUUCGUUUCUUUGUUAUAGAAUUGGCUGGCUUUUUCAUCAAUUGAGACGCCCUUUUUCUCGGAGCACAACUCAAUAUAUUUUGCCAACUCUCAGCCUCCUCAAGAACAAUAACGCAUUCUGCAGGGUCAGCAUAUAAUCUCUUGUUUGAUAUUAAUACGUUGUACUUGUAUUGUUUUCGUUAACUCCUCUUUGCAUCGAAGUUUCAAAUCUGUUGUUCUGGCUCAUUAGGAUAUUUCCUUUGUUAAAGUGUACAAGAAUGCUCCAAGUGUUUUUGUAUCAGCGAAUCACACUUCAAGUGGGGGAGGCGUGGAUCCAAUGCACAACUCCAUAACAGCUUGGGUUGAGGUGGGUGUGGUAUUGUAGACAAACGUAAAUAUAUAGGCAAACAUUACUUCCGUUAACAUCACGAAGAUAUGGUAAUAUAUUUUGUACCCUUUACACUAGCAUUUGUAAUAUGUUUGAUAAUAACCUUAAGUUUACUUUCCUUAAGUACAUCAACACAACAGGGCUCGAGUGUGUUUAAAGGAAUUGUACGACUCAAAAUAUGAUCCUCUUUCCGUAUCAUAUAAUGUCAUGACAGGUAAGGGCGCGUUUUAAUUCUACAGGUUUUACCUACUAAAAACUAAAUCGAGGUUAAAAAGGAAAACUAAAAUACACCGUAGGAAGAGCCUUUUCAAGCCAUUUUAACAGGAGGUUAAAUCCGCCAUGUUGGUGUCCCACAGCAGCCCGCUGGGAGUUAAAUUCUUGUCUUAUAUAAACGCUUUCUCUUUAAAAUUAAAAAAAAAAAAAUAGCUUGUUAAAGCACGUGAUUUGAAACACUCUAUUAAACUAUUUCAGCCUGUUGCUUUAUUAAGUAUUACGAAUUGUCAUACGCUUAAAAUGUUGUAGGACAGUGUCAACUUUGUAGUUAAAGGCAAAGAGAGAACAGAGUAAUAAUAGGGUCUUUUUAAAAUGCAUUUUUUUCUGAGUUGAAAUAUGUCACAAAUGUCACAUAUUUUCGUGCUUUUUUGAAGUCGUCAUAGUUAAUCUCCGAGAACGUUGACAUGUAUGUGGUGUUUGCUUGUUUCGAAUGAAAGGCGUUAGAUAAAAGCAGCGACUUUUUUCAUGACGUAAAAAGGUUACCAUAAAAAAUGAUUCAGCCCAAGUCUCGGUCAAUGAUCACUGAACCCAUUCCCGGCUCCGUCACUCAACUGACUGAUUAGUAAUAAGGGACUGGCUAUCAACAAAGUACGUCUGUAUUCUAAUUUCAUCUGUUUUUAGCUAAUAUAAGGCACGUCCUUGUCUAGCUUGCUCUUGACACGCAAGUACGUCAUUUUCAUAAACUCAACCGAUAUAAGUACUGCUUUUUAUUUUUUAUAUAAACGCGUUUAUGCCGACUGGAGGUAUAAAGCACAAGUGGGAUCUAUGGUACUCUUUUGCCAAAAGAAGGCCGGCCUUUUCACGAGGAAACUAGCUGCCUUCGUCCAAAGCAACUAUACAGAAUUGCGAUCUUAAUUUUUGCUAUCCCACUCUCAUUUUAUAUUUUGUAUCACAUGCAGAUAUUUGCCUGACAGAAUGGAGUUAUUUUGAUGGCUACUGUUACUUAACAAGUCGGGCAUGCGCCACGUGGCUCACGGCUCAAUCAAACUGCUCUACAAUGAGUUCCAAUUUAUUAACGGUUUACAGCCAAGAGGAGAAUCUUUACAUUCAACACCGUCACAACGGAGAAAGAUCCUGGAUCGGACUCAAUGACCGAAGUGUGGAGGGUUCCUUUGCGUGGGCAAGCAAAGAUACAAGUGAUUUUGAACUCUGGGCACCGAAUCAACCGAACGACUGGAAGAACGAAGACUGUGUUCACACUCUUGGUGCUCUUCAUCGUUACGAAUGGAAUGAUGUAUCGUGUGAUAAAUGCUUCAACUACACUUGUUUUAAAGGUAGUUUGAUAAUAUACUGUGAUAUCAAGUUUUAAUUUUAUCUUAGUUAGAGGCUACCCGCAAAUAGUAGGGCUAUUCUAGGUGGGCAGAACAAAACUUACUAGGUUAUUUUAUUCUUUUGAAUUGAUGAGUGCCUCAUCGUAAUCGUCCUCAGUUUGCAUGAGAUAACAUAAAGUUAACAAACAUUUUUAAAAGGCUUUUUUGGAUAUUGGCGUAUUUCAUAACUUGCCUCCAAUGAUGGAUGAUGGAACCCUUCCCCAGAAAAACUAUUUUGCCUUUGAUAUCAUCAAAAAGAUGAGGUAUAUUUUAUGUGUGGUGGCGCUGCUGGAGGCCUGUGACGUCACCAACAAAGAUUGCCAUCUUGGCCACCAUCUUGGAUUUUACCAAGAAUUAGAAAUCAAGUUAAAACGGUAAUUUUUUGAGCUUGACGUGUAAAAUAACACACAAAUAGGCACUUUGUAUCAUUUCAGCCACGAGUUCUACAUUUAUUGUUGUAAAAAGUUGAAAAAGCAUGCAUUUUCACUCAAAAAUGGCUUGACCACCUGCUACUUAUGACGGAGUGUAGCUAAAUUUCGUGGGUCGUGGAUAGUGGGUAGAGGUCGUGGGUCGUGGGUCGUGGGUCGUGGGUGUGGGUAAAUGUCGUGGGUAAAAAAAAAAGUUUUCCAAAAAAAAAAAAUUAACAAUUAAAAGGCAAAAAGUUGUAAAAUUCAUGAAACGAAAAUCUCAGAGGACAUGCCAGUCCUAUUCCCUUUCCCCGCGGUCAGCAAAGCAAAUAAGCGAAUCAUUUAGUACAAACAGACACAAAAAUAAAAGAAACUCUGUACACUAUGUAAGCCUAUAGCAGGCUUUAGAAAACUGGACACUGAACUGCUUUUUCUCAAAAAAGUCAACAUUCGUGACUGAAACGUCCUUUCAGUUAAAGGAGUGAUAUUUAGAAUCGUUACAGCAAAGAUUUUGUACGCAAAACAAAAAAAGAAUCGAGAAAAUUAUAUUUACGUAAGGCAAUAAAAUUUACAUACAGUCUCGCCUUAACUUGAAAGGUUGGGAAUGAAGGUGGUUCCUUCAUAAGGUAAAAGACCUAAAACUUCUUUAAGAAAGACUUCUAUCCAAAAAUAUGAAAUACCUCAAAAUUGAUUUUUUUUCCCUCCCCUUUCCCAUGGUGAUCGCAUUCCAUCGUGUUAAGAAAUCAGUCUGCAGUGAUCAUUGGAAUUGUAGAUCGAAUAAAGAUUAAUAGUGAGCAGCCACUUCCAUUCAGCGAGUCAGAGCCGUGUCGAUCCUAUACUUUCUGCAAAUUGUACGUAUAACUUACGUCUGUUUCGUUUAUUUUGUGGUGAUAUCUUAGGUAUGUAUAAAUCUUCAUCGGCAAGAUGUAAUGUCUUUUAUACAGUGACGGUGUGAAAGGGGAGCCAAGUCCCACGUGGCUAACGAAUAUCGGGGCGAGGACGAAGAAGCCGUGACGAGAAGGGCAAUCAAGGAGUUGAAGAUUUUCGUUUCAUAAAUAUUCUACUAUUUUUUCUAGUUAUUACUAUUAUUUUUUUAUCAUUUUUUUCUAUAACUUUUUUACCCGGGACAUUUAAUUACCCACACCCACGACCCACGACCUCUACCCACUACCCACGACCCACGACAUUUAGCUACACUCCUUAUGACGUCAUAUCUCUUUACUAUAGCAACUGACCUUCACUAAACUUGUCUCAAAAUGCUCGCGAGGGAUAAAAAAAUGCACCUCAUGUGAGUGUCAAUGUAUUUAGCACGAAAGCACUAAUUGGGGACACUAUUCUUACGUUUCCUACUGGAGACGGGACCGCCAUUUUACGUGGUCAUCCGAGCCACUCGAAGGUCUAGCCGUUUGCAGGGCAAGGGCAGUACCUUCAUUUCUCAGUCAUUUUUUGUCCGGUCCCGGGAAUCGAACCUGCGACCUCCCGCUCUGCAGUCAAGCGCUCUACCGAAUGAGCUAAUCCUGCCGCGGUAAAGAGUGUAGCUAAAUGUCGUGGGUCGUGGGUAGUGGGUAGAGGUCGUGGGUCGUGGGUGUGGGUGUGGGUAAUUAAAUGUCCCGGGUAAAAAAGUUAUAGAAAAAAUAAUAAAAAAAUAAUAAUAAUAACUAGAAAAAAUAGUAGAAUAUUUAUGAAACGAAAAUCUUCAACUCCUUGAUUGCCCUUCUCGUCACGGCUUCUUCGUCCUCGCCCCGAUAUUUCGUUAGCCACGUGGGACUUGGCUCCCCUUUCACACCGUCACUGUAUAAAAGACAUUACAUCUUGCCGAUGAAGAUUUAUACAUACCUAAGAUAUCACCACAAAAUAAACGAAACAGACGUAAGUUAUACGUACAAUUUGCAGAAAGUAUAGGAUCGACAGCGCUGACUCGCUGAAUGGAAGUGGCUGCUCACUAUUAAUCUUUAUUCGAUCUACAAUUCCAAUGAUCACUGCAGACUGAUUUCCUAACACGAUGGAAUGCGAUCACCAUGGGAAAGGGGAGGGAAAAAAAUCAAUUUUGAGGUAUUUCAUAUUUUUGGAUAGAAGUCUUUCUUAAAGAAGUUUUAGGUCUUUUACCUCAUGAAGGAACCACCUUCAUUCCCAACCUUUCAAGUUAAGGCGAGACUGUAUGUAAAUUUUAUUGCCUUACGUAAAUAUAAUUUUCUCGAUUCUUUUUUUUGUUUUGCGUACAAAAUCUUUGCUGUAACGAUUCUAAAUAUCACUCCUUUAACUGAAAGGCGUUUCUGUCACGCAUGUUGACGUUUUUUAGAAAAAGCAGUUCAGUGUCCAGUUUUCUAAAGCCUGCUAUAGGCUUACAUAGUGUACAGAGUUUCUUUUAUUUUUGUGUCUGUUUGUACUAAAUGAUUCGCUUAUUUGCUUUGCUGACCGCGGGGAAAGGGAAUAGGACUGGCAUGUCCUCUGAGAUUUUCGUUUCAUGAAUUUUACAACCUUUUGCCUUUUAAUUUUUUAAUUUUUUUUUUGGAAAACUUUUUUUUACCCACGACAUUUACCCACACCCACGACCCACGAGCCACGACCCACGACCCACGACCCACGACCCACGACUCACGACCUCUACCCACUACCCACGACCCACGAAAUUUAGCUACACUCCCUAAAAACGCCUGCGUGGGAGACUAUUCUAUUUGCGGAGCCUGAGAAAACAUGGGCUCGAUCUGAUUUGAGGGGGCCCGGGGAUACAAUUUUUCCACCCUUUUUCGUCUGUUCAGCUGAUUUAGAUAUACACUGCAGCGGGUCGUUCUGUCACGACGUCAAAUUUCAUAGUUUUAUUUUUAUGCACAAGACUUAAAACCGUGUGGUUUGUGUAAAUGGUAGGCACUCUCUAGGAGGCCAAAACGCGCGUGAUUAAUAAAUUCAUUCUUUCUCAGUGCAAGUCUGAACGAAUUUUGACAACAUACGUGCUGCGCACGUGUACUAGUUACGGUCUGCAGAGUUGGAAGUAAGUGGUCUUCUCUGCUCGCCCGCAAUAAUGCAACGCCCGUUCUUAAUUAUUUGUAAUCACCUCAGUUACAUAAAGCGGGAACAAAUUCCAAAAUUUAAAGUGACGCUACCUUUGUAAAGAUAUGUGUUUAUAACACGGAGUACUUUGCUUUUUUCAGACUUGGACGAAUGUGCUACUAAUGCCUAUACUUGUGGUGUCAAUGCUGAAUGCCGGAAUACCGUGGGUUCAUACAUAGGUGUAUGCAAAGUCGGAUACACUGGAGAU